Molecule: messenger RNA, 408 nt
Organism: Suillus paluster
Lineage: Eukaryota; Fungi; Basidiomycota; Agaricomycetes; Boletales; Suillaceae
Exons: 3
Coding region: 1-408 (135 amino acids)
Source: RefSeq, a predicted model, not a curated record
AUGUCAAUCACUGAGGGCGACUUCGACGAAGAUUCUGUUGUGACAAUGAUUUACCCCGUCUGCUCUAUGGGAAGGGGCUCGCGGCAGGCGGUCUUAAACAAUCUAGAGUCUAGACUGGACCAAUGGUACAUCAACCUCCCUGGUAAUCUUCGGUAUGAUCCAGCCACUCUACAUCCCUCACAUGACUUGCCGAUAGUUAACUAUUUGAUGAACCGGUGGGUAUGCAGAGAGGACCUUGCCCUGGCGCUAGCUGCUGUCUUCUGUCAGAUGAAAGCACUGCCCUUGAUUUACCACCUGUGUCAACACAAGCGCCUUGGUGCAAAGAUGGUUGGUGGUGCGAUACACACCGUGCACCUCCGAGGGCAUUUUGCAGCAUGUGCACCACCUCGAGUGCCAUUCAUGGGGUAA